AUGGCCAACUCCACCAUGGUGACCGAGUUUCUCCUCAUGGGCUUUGCUGAAGGCUGGAAACUAAGGUUCCUCUACUCCAUGUUAUUCUUACUCAUGUUCCUGGCCACCCUCUUAGGGAACCUGCUCAUCGUCACCGUCACCACGGCUGACCAGAACCUGCACACGCCCAUGUACUUCUUCCUCAGGAACCUGUCCAUCUUGGACAUGUGCUACAUUUCUGUCACUGUCCCCAAUGCCUGUGUCAACUCCCUCACGGGCAACAGGGCCAUUUCAGUGGCUGGCUGUGCAGCCCAGAUCUUCUUGGUCAUUUACUGUGCCUUUGUGGAGGUCCUGUUUCUCUCCAUCAUGGCCUGGGACCGCUAUGUGGCCAUCUGCCAGCCCCUCCAUUAUUCGACUAUCAUAAAUGUCCGAUUCUGUGUCCGCAUGACGGUGGUGUCUCUGCUCAGUGGCCUGGUCUAUGCGGGUGCGCACACUGGCAAUACAUUCGUGCUGAACUUCUGCGGCUCCAACACGCUCCCCCAGUUCUUCUGUGACAUCCCCUCCCUGCUGAGGCUCUCCUGCUCCGACACGUCCAGCAACCAGCUCUCCAUUCUCGUCUCUGCUGUGUUCGUUUGCGGCGGCAGCUUUGUCUUCAUCGCCAUGUCGUAUGUGCGCAUAUUUUCAGCUGUGUUCAAGUUCCCCGCCCAAGAGCAGGGGAAGGCCUUCUCCACCUGCGUGCCUCACGUCCUGGUGGUGUCCAUCUUCCUCAGUUCCAUGGCCUGUGUGUACCUACGGCCGGCGGCGGACACAGUGACAAUCCAGGACAUGAUGCUUUCUGUAUUUUACACCAUGGUUCCUCCCUUCUUGAAUCCCGUCCUCUACAGUCUCAGGAACAAACAGGUAAAGGAAGCUGUGAGGAGAGUCAUACUGAGAAAGGUUCACUCAGGAGCACGGUGA
Messenger RNA from Sciurus carolinensis (gray squirrel), 936 nucleotides. RefSeq names its product olfactory receptor 14C36-like. The coding region runs from base 1 to 936 and encodes 311 amino acids. Gene Ontology annotation, cellular component: membrane. Gene Ontology annotation, molecular function: olfactory receptor activity; G protein-coupled receptor activity. Gene Ontology annotation, biological process: G protein-coupled receptor signaling pathway. Lineage: Eukaryota; Metazoa; Chordata; Mammalia; Rodentia; Sciuridae. The record is from RefSeq and is a predicted model, not a curated record. The transcript has a single exon.